GCGUUUGUAGUGGGCAAAGGUUUUUACAGGCAUAGCAUAGCACCUACUGUAUACUAACCACAAAAGGCAAUUCAAGUGAAUCAUGUCUUUGUGCUUAAAGCUGCUUCAUGAGUCCCAAGGGCACAUUGUUAGUAUGGAAUUGGAAAAUGGUUCUACUUAUAGAGGCAAACUGAUUGAAGCGGAAGACAAUAUGAACUGCCAGAUGAAAGACAUUAGUGUCACCGCCAGAGAUGGACGCGUUUCUCAUCUUGACCAAGUAUACAUUCGGGGAUCUCACAUUCGUUUUUUGAUUGUUCCAGACAUGCUGAAAAACGCACCUAUGUUCAAAGUAGGACCUGCUCGUGGUACGCCAUUACCAACUCGUGGGGGACGACGCUGAAGAACUACUAAAAGUGAGCCAUAAAACUACAAUAAAGUGAUAGAUUGAUGUAGAUAGGUUCUCUACAAUGCUUUUACGAAUACAAUACAAUUAAGGUUUGCUUUUGGUAGUGAAGAAGAACAUGAUGGAAGGUGAAGAAAAGCAUUCCUACGUCCUUUACUAAAAAUUCUGUGUUAAGUACUGUGCUUUCAUAUAAUUUAUGACCUUUUUGUCGCCAAAACCCAUGAGAAAUGGUAUCUCAUGAGAAAGAAGGAAAUAGAAUAAACAAAUAUCAAUUGUUUGUAUAGUCUUUUAAAAUGAAUUGAUUAAGGAAAAGAGUGAUUUAGUAUAAAAGCCUUUUAGCAAAUGGAAGCAAUGAAGGAAUUGAAAGUCAGAUAAAGAAGCAAUGUUCCACUAUGUCUCAAACCUAAACAUUCUUCUUUGAGAGCUUAAGAACUUUACGACGUUGAGAAAUCAUAUGCGUGUACA
This is a messenger RNA of Schizosaccharomyces octosporus yFS286, 847 nucleotides long. Its product is annotated as Sm snRNP core protein Smd3. The coding region runs from base 83 to 379 and encodes 98 amino acids. Gene Ontology annotation, biological process: RNA processing; spliceosomal snRNP assembly. The transcript has 4 exons. Gene Ontology annotation, molecular function: RNA binding. The record is from RefSeq and is a predicted model, not a curated record. Gene Ontology annotation, cellular component: SMN-Sm protein complex; U12-type spliceosomal complex; U5 snRNP. NCBI's taxonomy places the organism in Eukaryota, Fungi, Ascomycota, Schizosaccharomycetes, Schizosaccharomycetales, Schizosaccharomycetaceae.